Molecule: messenger RNA, 711 nt
Organism: Paracoccidioides lutzii Pb01
Product: splicing factor 3a
Exons: 2
Coding region: 1-711 (236 amino acids)
Biological process (GO): spliceosomal complex assembly
Cellular component (GO): nucleus; U2-type prespliceosome; catalytic step 2 spliceosome
Molecular function (GO): zinc ion binding; nucleic acid binding
Source: RefSeq, a predicted model, not a curated record
AUGGAUUAUCAGAACCGCGCAGGCUCCAAAUUUGGAGGUGGAGGUGUCGCCUCCUAUUCAGCCACAAAUGCCGACCGCCGCGAACGACUCCGCAAGCUCGCACUCGAAAACAUCGACCUGGAUAAGGAUCCAUACUUUUUCAAGAACCACGUCGGCAGUUUCGAGUGUCGCCUUUGUCUAACCGUACACCAAAAUGACGGCUCCUACCUCGCCCACACCCAGGGUCGCAAACAUCAAACCAACCUCGCGCGCCGUGCCGCUCGCGAACAAAAAGAGGGUAAGGGCCAAGAUGGCUCACUUUUACCAGCUUCCAUGGGCGUCCAGGUGAAGCGGAACACGGUCAAGAUCGGCAGACCCGGAUAUAAGAUUACGAAGACGAGAGACCCGUUCACGAGACAGCAUGGGUUACUGUUCCAACUACAGUAUCAGGAGAUUACACCGGGGGUGGUGCCGCGGGUACGGUUCAUGUCGGCCUUUGAGCAGAAGGUGGACAAUCCGCCAGAUAAGAAUUUUCAGUAUUUGCUUGUUGCGGCGGAACCGUAUCAGACUUGCGGUUUCAAGUUGCAGGCGAGAGAACUGGAUCGGAGUGAGGGAAAGUUUUGGACGUGGUUUGACGAAGAUAACAAGGAGUUUUGGAUACAGAUUAUGUUUAAGACAGAGAGAGAGGAGCGGUAUUCUGGUGUACCUGGUCUUGCCCCCACUCGACGAUGA